Molecule: messenger RNA, 1023 nt
Organism: Zea mays
Lineage: Eukaryota; Viridiplantae; Streptophyta; Magnoliopsida; Poales; Poaceae
Exons: 2
Coding region: 242-604 (120 amino acids)
Source: RefSeq, a predicted model, not a curated record
CAGCUUCCGGUCUCUGGUCAAGCGGCCACUCCAGGCUCCAGCUUCCGCCAACGGCCACCACGCGUCGCCGCUCGGCCGCUAGAAAGUAUCCGGAACGCGCCACGUGGACCUCCUCCUCCGCUUCGAGAAGCUCUCACGAGUCACGCACGACGGCGGAGUGGCGGACCGACCCGAUCAGCAGAAGCAUUAAACCCCCAAAACCUCUGAGAGACGAAACCCCAAGGCGGAGCCGGAGGACCCGAUGGAAAAGAAGGAUCUGCUCGCCGUCCGGAAGAGGCUGCCUGCGGCGGCGGCCAAGCGGAGGCACAAGGUGGUGACGCCCGCUAAGGCCGGCGCCGGGCGUCUCGCGAAGGUGAUCGCUGGAUACCUCGCGUCCGACUCCUACAUGUACGCGCCGCUGAUCUCCGCUCCGCCAUCUCUCCCACCGCCGCCUCCGGCGUCUUCGGUGGCGCCAUCCGCGACGCCUCUUAUUUCCACUCCUGUGACGAAGCUUCAUCCUAAACCCCAUAGGGGCAAAGCUGCAAAAGACACGGCUAACCUUUUGAAAGCAAUAAUCGUGUCUUCCAGAGAAAGUCUUGUGCGCCAGCGGCUAAAUUCUAGGUGAGGAGGAUGAGGCACUGAGCAAUGGAUUGCAGCAGGAUAGGUAAGGGUCAGGGGUCACUGCGGAAAUUUCCGUUGCUGCACGUCGACAGGGAUAUUUCGUGGUCACCUCUAGCCGUUCGCGGUCGCCAGUUAGUGUCACAUAUAAUAACUUGUUUCUGUAAGCUUUCUUGGCUUGACAAGCGUGGCUUGCUUUCGUCAUAAUAAUGGAGGUUACACAAGUUCUAGGGGGGCAAUAAGGCAAUAACCCCUAUUGACCUGUGAGAAUUCCACCACUGGUCAUAUAGGCAUCCUUUAUGUUAAGAAGUACGUGGUACUUGGUAGUGCCUGAACAUAGUUACAGAAGUAGUUUAAGAUGCAAAUGCAAACCAAACAGCAUUGGUUAAGGAAGAUAUAAAUUACUGAAGCUUUAGUUGUUUUUCA